AUGAGCCUGCAAGAGGAAGAAGAAAUUCUAGAAAUUUGCAGCUCGAUUACUGAACUAUCUUUUGGGAAAGAGUCGCAAACUUGGAAGGACAAGGACAAGAAGACAUUUGAUGAUAAUCGCGAAAAUUUAUUAAAGUUGAAUCUGAGAUACGUUGAAGAGAACAAAGGUGAAUUACCCGCUCUCCAUUUCGCGGCUGCGGUGUCCGAUGUUGACGUUUGUCGGCGCCUCGUGGAGCAGGGCGCUGACGUCAACGAAAAAUGCAACGUUCGAGGCGCCACUCCCCUGUACUACGCCGCUUUGAACGAAGUCCACGGAUUAAGUCUGAUCGAUUACUUAUUCUUUGAAAAAGGGUGCGACGUUGAUGGAGAAGAUGCUCGUCCUGAUCAAGCAAUCGGUGAUGCCCGCCGGUAUAGAGACGUCAUUCUUGCAAUACGAAAGCAAAAAGAUAUGUUCAAUUCAGGAAAUGCAAGUAUAAGUAUUGCUCAACGUUUUUCCAUGAUGAAAAUUAGGUUGAUAUUCGCGAAAUUGUCGUUCAAGAUUAAGAGCCUUGACAUAUUGAGCGAACACCCAAGUCAUUUUAGCAUGCUUGAAUCGGCUUGCAAGUUUGGAGAUCUGGAGAUGUGCAAGUGGCUGCUGGAAGAUGUCGAAAUUGACGUCAACCAGUUCGAGGAUGAAUACUGGAAAGACCGCAUUCUUCAAACUGUUGCCAUGAACCUCACACGUGAAACAAGUGUGAUUAUUCGAUACUUGUCCUCAAGGUUCGAAUUCACCGCUGAUCAACAAAGCAAGGCCUUUAGGUCGGCUUUCUAUUAUAAAAUAGUAAAUCAUGAAGUCGAUAUCUUCUGUGCCAAAGACGCAGAAGAGUUGUUCAAGGGAUUUGCCGACACAAAGAUCAAAAUAGGAGGACAAAAUUUGCUGCAGUUUUGUGUGAACCGGAACCAUCUUGAUGCUGCGGAAAUCGUGCAUGGAAAAGACGGAGAACUCAUCAAUGAGAUCGAUGAAGACGGAGCGACGAUUCUCCAUCGCGCAGCAAGGUUUGGAAACGUCGAAAUGUGUCAGUGGCUGAUUGACCAGGGCCAAGACAUCAAGGCCUUAAACCAAAAAACCGGUACCAACUUCCUCCAUUAUGCUGCUCAAAACUCCGUCGAUGGCGAAAACAUCAUCAAAACAUUCGGAGAGAACCUUCGUGAAUACGUGAACCGAACCAACGUGCAUGGCUUACGUCCCCUUCAUUUGGCCUUGAUCAACAAACAAAGAAACUACAAAAGAAAUGCAGAGGCUUUGCUUGAAGUCGGUGCCGAUUUGAGUUUGAAAAUAAAAGGAUACAACUUGCUUCACCUCUGCAUCGCUUCCAAAAAGUUGGACUGUGUCAAAUUCGUGCACAGCAAGAACAAAAAUCUGAUCAAGGAAAGGGCAAGGAAAGGAGAAACCACACUCGACAUUGCUGCUGACUUCUAUGAUGAAGAAAUAUACGCAUGGCUUGUGGAAGAGGGGCGUGGAAAACUAUACAUUGCGCGUAAUCAACAAACGUCAAAGAAGAAGGAAAUGACAUAUGAUGAUCAUUGCGAAAAUUUGUUAGAGAUGAAUCUGAGAUACGUUGAAGGCAACAAAGGUGACUUACCCGCUCUCCAUUUCGCGGCUCGGGUGUCCGAUGUUGACGUUUGUCGGCGCCUCGUGGAGCAGGGCGCUGACGUCAACGAAAAAUGCGUCGUUCGAGGCGCCACUCCCUUGCACUACGCCGCCAUGAACGAAGACUACGGAUUAGAUCUGAUAAACUACUUCAUUAAAAAAGGUCUCGAUAUUGAAGUAAAAGAUGCUCAUCGUGAGGAGGCUAUCCAUUAUGCCCUCCGAGCUAAAAACUACAAUCUUGUAGUGCAAAUACAUAUGCACUUACAGGAACGCCGUUUAAGAAAAGCAGCUAUUAGCGGUGUUCUAGAAUAUGCCAUUUUAAAUAAUUGCUUGGAUUUCGCGAAAUUCAUCUACAAUAAUAAGAGAGAAGAACCAUUGAGCGAACGACCAAGAUAUUUGUUCAUCCUCUUACAAGUGUGCCAGUAUGGAGAUCUGGAGAUGUGCAAGUGGCUGCUGGAAGAAGUCAAAAUUGACGUCAGCCAGUUCAAGGAUAAAGACUGGAAAGACCAGAUUCUUCAAACCGUUGCCUUGAACCGCACACGUGAAACUAGUGAGAUUAUUCGAUACUUGUCCUCAAGGUUCGAAUUCACCGCUGAUGAACAAAACGAGGCCUAUAGGGAGACUUUUUAUUAUAAAAUAGAAAAUGAACCACAUCAAAUCUGUGCCAAAGAAGCAGAAGAGUUGUUCAAGGGAUUUGCCGACACAAAGAUCGAAUUUGAAGGCGUUAAUUGGCUGCAGUAUUGUGUGACAUGGUGCAAUCUAGAUGCUGCGAAAUUCGUUCAUGGAAAAUACGGAGAACUUAUCAAUGAGAUCGAUGAGCACGGAGCGACGAUUCUCCAUCGCGCAGCGAGGGAUGCAAACGUCGAAAUGUGUCAGUGGCUGAUUGACCAGGGCCAAGACAUCAAGGCCUUAAACACAAAAACCCGUGCCAACUUCCUCCAUUAUGCUGCUCAGAACUCCGUCGAUGGAGAAAACAUCAUCAAAACAUUUGGAAAGAACCUGCGUGGAUACGUGAACCGAACCAACGGCGCUGACGUCAACGAAAAAUGCGGCGUUCGAGGCGCCACUCCCCUGCACUACGCCGCCAUGAACGAAACCAACGGAUUAGAUCUGAUCAAAUACUUCAUUGAAAAAGGUCUCGACAUUGAAGUAGAAGAUGCUCAUCUGUGCCAAUAUGGAGAUCUGGAGAUGUGCAAGUGGCUGCUGGAAGAAGUCAAAAUUGACGUCAGCCAGUUCGAGGAUAAAGACUGGAAAUACCAGAUUCUUCAAACUGUUGCCAGGAACCGCACACGUGAAACAAAUGCUGCGAAAUUCGUGCAUGGAAAAUACGAAGAACUCAUCAAUGAGAUCGAUGAAGACGGAGCAACAAUUCUCCACCUCGCAGCGAUGCAUGGAAACGUCGAAAUGUGUCAGUGGCUGAUUGACCAGGGCCAAGACAUCUAUGCCUUAAACAAAAAAACCGGUGCCAACUUCCUCCAUUAUGCUGCUCAGAACCUCAUCAAAGGAGAAGACAUCAUCAAAAGAUUUGGAGAGAACUUUCGUGGAUACGUGAGCCAAACAGACAUUUCUCAUGAGGCGAUUCAAGUGAUUGAGAUGUGCGUUUCUCUGCUGUCAGAGGCGGGCGAGGCGGCUAAACGAACGGAAGAUGGAAGAUGGAAGGGACCAGCUGGAAAACGAAAACUCGAGACAGAGCCGCAAACUUCGCAGGAGAACAAGAAAAUGAUACGUUACGAAAAUUUUAUGAAGUUGAAGCUGAGAUACAUUGAAGAGAACAAACGUGACUUACCCGCUCUCCAUUUCGCGGCACAGAUAAGCAAUAUUGACGUUUGUCUGCGCCUCGUGGAGCAGGGCGCUGAGGUUAACGAAAAAUGCAGCCCUCGAGGCGCCACUCCCCUGCACUACGCCGCCAUGAACGAAGACUACGGAUUAAGUCUGAUCAACUACUUCAUUGAAAAAGGUCUCAACAUAGAAGUAAAAGAUGCUCAUCCGUGUGAAUAUGGAAAUCUGGAGAUGUGCAAGUGGCUGCUGGAAGAUGUUGGAAUUGACGUCAGCCAGUUCGAGGAUAAAGACUGGAAAUACCAGAUUCUUCAAUCCGUUGCCAGGAACAACUCAUGUGAAACUAGAACACGAACACUUGAGACAGAGCAACAAACUUCGCAGAAGAUCAAGGCAAUGAAAUUAAAUAUGCGAAAACGUUUCGAAAGUUUUAUGAACCUGAAACUGAGAUUUGUUGAAGAGAACAAAGGUGACUUACCCGCUCUCCAUCUCGCGGCACGGAUAAGCGAUGUUGACGUUUGUCGGCGCCUCGUGGAGCAGGGCGCUGACGUCAACGAAAAAUGCGGCGCUCGAGGCGCCACUCCCCUGCACUACGCCGCCAUGAACGAAACCAACGGAUUAGAUCUGAUCAACUACUUCAUUGAAAAAGGUCUCGACAUAGAAGUAAAAGAUGCUCAUCUUGAGAUGGCUAUCCAUUAUGCCCUCCGAGCUAAAAACUACAAUCUUGUAGUCAUCCUUAAAUUAGUGUGCGUAUAUGGAGAUCUGGAGAUGUGCAAGUGGCUGCUGGAAGAAGUCAAAAUUGACGUCAGCCAGUUCAAGGAUAAAGACUGGAAAUACCAGAUUCUUCAAACCGUUCCAGCGAACCUUUCACUUGAAACUAGUAAGAUUAUUCGAUACUUGUCCUCAAGGUUCGAAUUCACCGCUGAUGAACAAAGCGAGGCCAAUAGGGAGGCUUUUUAUUAUAAAGUAGAAAAUGAACCAUAUCAAAUCUGUGCCAAAGAAGCAGAAGAGUUGUUCAAGGGAUUUGCCAACACAAAGAUCAAAUUUGAAGGCGUUAAUUGGCUGCAGUAUUGUGUGUCAUGGGGCAAUCUAGUUGCUGCGAAAUUCGUGCAUGGAAAAUACGGAGAACUUACCAAUGAGAUCGAUGAAGACGGAGCGACGAUUCUUCACCUCGCAGCGAAGCAUGGAAACGUCGAAAUGUGUCAGUGGCUGAUUGACCAGGGCCAAGACAUCAAGGCCUUGAACCAAAAAACCGGUGCCAACUUCCUCCAUUAUGCUGCUCAGAACCUCAUCAAAGGAGAAGACAUCAUCAAAAAAUUUGGAGAGAACCUACGUGGAUACGUGAACCAAACAGACGUAAAUGACUUCACUCCACUUCAUUUUGCCAUGCUCGACGAAAAAGUAUUAUUCAACAAAAGUGUUGCAGAGGCUUUGCUUGAACUCGGAGCCGAUUUGAACGCGAAAAACGAUGGUUACAAUUUCCUUCACUUGUGCAUUGUUACGGGUGAUUUGGAACGUGUCAAAUUCGUGCACUCCAAAGACAAAAAUCUGAUCAAAGAAAGGACAGGGGAUGGAAAAACCACACUUCACAUUGCUGCUGACUACUACCAUUAUGGAGAUAUAUGCGCAUGGCUUGUGGAAGAGGGCUUGGAUCCCGAAGAAAUCACCGUCGGAGGAAAAUCAGUGCUUGAAUCAAUUUCCAAUGAGAACGCCAAGUCGUUCUUCAAUGCAUUCAAGAAAAAUAAUUAUUUGUAG
This is a messenger RNA of Cloeon dipterum, 5160 nucleotides long. RefSeq lists its product as uncharacterized. The coding region runs from base 1 to 5160 and encodes 1719 amino acids. The transcript has 11 exons. Gene Ontology annotation, molecular function: protein binding. The record is from RefSeq and is a predicted model, not a curated record. NCBI's taxonomy places the organism in Eukaryota, Metazoa, Arthropoda, Insecta, Ephemeroptera, Baetidae.